AUGAAGCCAUUUCAAACACCAAACUCAUGUCAUUCAAGAAAGGGAAGUGCUAAAGUUAACAGACAGCCAUUUGCCAUCAUUAGCAAUUGUCCAGAGUUCUAAUAAUGUGCCAAUUAUUUGUAGAGUAAAGUACACGGAUUAGAGAUGAGAGUAAAAAACCUUAAUAGUCAUCAUGCAAGUGAAAACAGAUCUACUACAGCUUCUAAAACUACCACCAAUUUGUCUCCUUUUAAUACUCAUAAAUAAUGCAAAAAAUAUGGAUCUAAUAAACAAAUUGACACUCAAAGUUAUUACGAAACAAUCAUCAACAAAAGAUUAGAAAAUAUUAGUAAAAUUGAAUAGUCACCAAUAAAAACAGAGCAAUCUGUCAAUUAGGACAAGUACUCAGUGCAUAGUCUAGUCAGUCAUUAAACAAGAUUAAAUUAUAAUUGUAUUUAGAAAAUAUAGGCAUUAACCAAAAGACUCAGACAAUUUAAGUUGGUCAAAGAUCAGAAUCAAGAUGAAUGUGCUCCAUCUUUAGCUAAGAUCAAAUGCUUUUGUCAAGAAUUCUCAAAUGAGUGUUUCGAUUUCUAUAGGUGCACCGAUCUAAUUACCCUGAAAUACUUUAUUUAUUUGCUUCUAUAGGAGUUAAACAAUAAUUCAGAAACAUAUAGAGGUAAUGACAAUCAACAUUAUGUCUAAGAAAUUGAAUAUUUGAAAUCACAAUUGGAAAAUCAAAAUAAUGAUCAAAUGACUUUUAAAGGUCAGAUAAAGUUAUAAAAGAUGGUGUACGACACUUAAAAUCUAAUAUAAGAGAUUGUUAAUCAAUUUCAAACUCAAAAUAAUUAAAAUGUCUUAACUAAUUAAGUUGAUAUCUUGAAUAGGUAGAUAAAAUCAUUAAAGGAUAAUAUGGAUCAAUAACAAUUUUUAAAAAGCUCCUUUGGUGUCAAUUUAGCCAAUUAUGAGACUAAUGAAAACAAUAAUUCUCUUAUUAAUUAAUCUAAUUAUAAGACAAAUGAAGAUAGAUUUAUGACUUAGAUGAGUUCCAAAUCAAAGUCUCCAUAUUGUAGAAAUAAUCGAAAAAUAUAAGUGGAAGGGGAUUCAUAAAAUAACCUUAGAUUAUUGGAAGAGUAAACAAUUAUCAAUAGAUAAUUGAUGGAAAAGAUUUUUGAAUUGUAAUCAUCAGAUAAAUAGAAGUAAGCCAUUUAAGAAUUACAAGAUUAAUUAAAUGAGAAAAACAAACAAAUUAUUGAUCUUCAAAAAAGUAUUAAGAAUCAAGAAUGUUAUUCUGAAUUAAAUUAAAGAAUAUUAGACAUAAGCAGAAAUUUAGAUAAUGUUAUUUAAUAAAAUUCUUAAUUGCUUUAAGAAAAUGAAUAACAUAAAAAUAAAAUAGACUCAAUGAAGUAAUUAGAGUAAAAGUAUUAUGAUUUACUUUAAGAGAAUAACAGGUAAUGUUAAUAAAUAAAUUCAAUCAUAAAUGAUAAUUGUUAACUGAAAAAGAUUUAAUAGCAAUAUGAGGCAGAAUGUAAGGGAUAUCAAUAAUAAAUUUUAAAAUUAUAGGAGAAGUGUGAAGUGCUAUAAGCCUCUUUAUAGGAUUAAAAUGAUUCAAAAAUUUUAUAAUAAUAAAUUAAUGAGUUAUUAUAAUAAUAAUAAGAGUAAAAUAAAAUUAUUAGUUUAAUCACAGAUGAAGCCUUGUAUUUGGGACAAAUGACCUUGUAAACAAAUGAUUUGUUAUAGAAGCAAUAGGGUGACAUCCCUACUUCAAUAAGGGUGUUACAAAAGGAUUUAAAUAACAAGAAAAGUGCUAUUCAGCAGAAAAUGAAAAUUUUAUAGCAAUUUGGAAAUAAUAUGAAGAUAAAGCAAUGCAUUUCGCAUAAUAGUUCAUUCAAAACGAAUUCUGAUGUGGAUCUGUUGGAGAAUUUGGAAAAUGAUGUAAUUCCAGUGAAAUUUUAACAAUAAUCGAAUUAACAUAGUGAUUUAAUGAUGAUGUUGGUGGUGUAAUGCCAUACAAUAGAAAAGAUGAUUGACUUUUGA
Molecule: messenger RNA, 2013 nt
Organism: Paramecium tetraurelia
Lineage: Eukaryota; Ciliophora; Oligohymenophorea; Peniculida; Parameciidae
Exons: 2
Source: RefSeq, a predicted model, not a curated record